AUGUAUCCAUUCAGCUUUGAUACUAAUGACAAACAAUACCUUGAACCUGACUUAAGAGGCAUCGUGCGUGUAUGUUCUCCUUACGUCUUAUUCUUUCUGCAAACGCAUCAACUUUUUCGACGAAACAAGUUAGCGUGUAAUGCUUUGGGUGUUUUGAUUGUAACGCAAUGCUACUCUCUAUGUAGGUUUUAUUACCACUUUCAUAAUACGGAUUAUUUGAUGGUUUCUUUACAGCAUGGAUUUCUCAUAAUGCAGGCUUUACGGACCUGUGUGCUCUCUCUGCGAAAUAAAGUUCCAUACCGUGUCGACGGUACGGUCAAGAAAAAGACAUCCAAACAUUCAUUUACCGAGAGUCUACAGUACAUAUUUAGUAUUCGCAAGUAUGGAUGGAGUGACAAUGCUGUUCCUGAAUAUCAACCGGCAUACCUUUCUUACGGAACUUGGGUGACUCGAACUAUUAUUUUAUUGGCAUGUUAUGCUCUCACUUUGCUCAUCAUGCUGCAGUUCGAUGUGCCGAACGCACCUUAUAAAGUAAAUAAUGUUCUCUCAACAGUGCUGCUGUCAUUUGUUAGAUCUUUUUACGUUUACGUGGUUUUAAACAUUGGUUAUCAUCUGACAACCGUACUAUAUAUUUCCUUUGGAAUCUGGGACAUACAGGAUUUUCCACCAUUGAUGAAAAAUUUAUUCAAAACCAAAACAGUGAACGCAUUUUGGUCCACAGACUGGCACGUAUGGACCAAGCCAAUCUUCCGAACGCUGGGAUGGGAACCUGUUCAUGGACUAACGCAAAACAAGUUUCUCGGAAGUUUAGCUUGCUUUCUUAUUUCGGGACUAUACCACGACUUUGCCUUCUGGUCUGUUCUAGGUCACUCCAGUCCGGGAAUCGUACUUCAAUUUACGAUAUGUGCAGUCUGCAUCAAGCUUGAAAAACGGUUCUCUUUCUUGGAAAAAAUUCCAUUCUGGCCAAUUCUAUUGCAAGUUGUACUUCACUGCCAGUUGGGAAUGGGAAAGGUAAUGAAGCAGCAAGGUUGGGGUUCAUUAGCACAUGUUGAGCAUUAA
Messenger RNA from Schizosaccharomyces octosporus yFS286, 1059 nucleotides. RefSeq lists its product as uncharacterized. The coding region runs from base 1 to 1059 and encodes 352 amino acids. The transcript has a single exon. Lineage: Eukaryota; Fungi; Ascomycota; Schizosaccharomycetes; Schizosaccharomycetales; Schizosaccharomycetaceae. Gene Ontology annotation, biological process: lipid metabolic process. The record is from RefSeq and is a predicted model, not a curated record.